Messenger RNA from Phacochoerus africanus (Common warthog), 732 nucleotides. RefSeq names its product extensin-like. The transcript has 3 exons. The coding region runs from base 1 to 732 and encodes 243 amino acids. The record is from RefSeq and is a predicted model, not a curated record. Lineage: Eukaryota; Metazoa; Chordata; Mammalia; Artiodactyla; Suidae.
AUGACUUCUAAGCACAGAACUCCCAAACGCACAGAGAGCCCCCAGAGCAGACACUGGUCUCGGGAGCUGCUGCCAGCCACCAGCACCAUCCCCAUGCGUGCCAGUGGACUGCCAGCCACGGACUCCAGGAAGCACCUUCCCCCCAAGAAGACCCGCCCGCCCUUAAACAGCAGGAAACGCUCCGACAGAAACACCGAAAGUGAGCAAACGCCAGCGCCGCGCCAGCCCCUGAAACCCCGCCAGGCGCCGCGCCGAGGCUCCCGGGCCGACCCCCCUCUACCCCCCUGGACCGCUGGCCCAGACCCCCAGCCCCUCGACCCCUUAGACGCCCUCGCCCCCAGACUCCCUCGACUCCGGCCCCCCAGCCGCCAGGCCCAAACCCCCCGUCCCCUCGACCCCUUGGAGCCCGCCCCCCGGCUCCCAGACUCCCCCCGACCCCCUCGACACCCGCCCCCAGCCGCCAGGCCCAGACGCCCCCAGUCCCCUCGACCUCUGGCCCCCUCAACCCCCCUCAGACACCGGGCCCGGAUCCCUCCGACACCUUGGACCCCCCAGAUCCCCACCCCCUCAGCCGUCCAGCCCGACCUCUGGGCCCCCCAGCCCCGCGACCCCCGCGACCCUCUCCGGCCCCUGGGACCCCGACCUCUCGGCCCGGCCCCUGCCCCAACCCGCGGGCGGCGGCGUUACCUGCGGCGAGGCGGUCUGCCGGCCCUCCGCGGCGGGCGCAGGUGA